CCGCCGUCGGAGACGUUAACAAACGUUUCUCUUGGUUCUAAACGUAUAGUACAGCUUUUCAUCGAUUCGUUCACGCGGCGUGUCAAAUACGAUAUGAGUUUUCCAGGCAUUAUGGAGCCGGGCCAUACGAGGGAAGUGUUGUUGUCGCAUUUAAAAGAAAACAACGUUUAUCGGAACGGUGAACAACCGUGGAACGUCGGUUACUCCAGACUGAGCGGUCGUGGUUUGUUCGCCACGCGUGACAUCGAGCCGAACGAGUUGAUAUUCGUAGACGCGCCGUUGAUAAUCGGCCCGAAAUGCAGAGGCAAACAUCUUGAAAUGUGCGUGUGCUGUUACAAGAACGAGUGCCCGCUGUUUCCGUGCGAUCGAGGCUGCGGUCUACCGGUGUGCUCGGCGCAAUGCGAGAAUUCACCGAACCAUACGGACUACGAAUGCAAGUACCUCAGGUCGUUGGUACCAACUUGCGGUACCGACUGGUCCUUGAACUUAUUGCUAGCUGUGAUACCGAUACGCGCGUGUUUCAUGACGGAACAGCAACGUGAUUGUUUGGCCGUGCUCCAGUGCGACCAGACUCUUAAUCCUGACCACGAGAUCGAGCUGCUUCAGCGGAACGUGGCGAAUCCACCGAGCGAAGAGGAUUUGAAAAUCAUGAGACGCGUCUGCGGAGCGUUCGACACGAACGCGUUCGAAACUGUUAGCGUCCGGGAUAAAGACCAUUCGUCUAGUUUGCGUGGGCUCUAUCCGAUGGGUGCGUUGCAAAAUCAUUCCUGCGCACCGAACACGAGACAUCAUUUCGAUGAGGAGCAGCGGCUGUACGUUAACGCCGCAAUCCCAAUUUUUGCUGGAGACGAGCUUACUAUGUCUUACACGUGCUUAUUUUGGGACACAACGCUGCGGAGGCCAUUUUUAAACGCCACUAAACAUUUUUCAUGCGUAUGCGAAAGAUGCAGUGAUCCUACGGAAUUCGGAUCUAGAUUAGGAGCGCUUUAUUGUGCAUCCGAUGACUGUUCUGGAAAUCUGUUACCCCGAGAUCCCCUUAAAAUAGGAUCCCCUUGGAUAUGCGAUAAAUGUUCGAUGAUCAUAAACGAUCGACAGAUACGUUCGAUUCGUUCCGGCCUGGCGGCUAUAAUGGAAGAAUCUUUGUAUAAAACGCCACGUCAGAUUUUGAAAUUUAUGCAAACGGAACUAUCAACUGUGGUUCCUAAAAAUAAUUAUCUCAUGAUGGACUUAAAGUUCCGAAUUAUUUCGUAUUAUGGUAGAACUGAAAAUCUUGAGUGGGCAGAUUUAACCGACGACGAACUCGAUAUAAAAUGGAAAUACUGCAAUGAUUUACUCUCUGUCUUAGACCAUUUGAAUUGUGGUAACUGUAAAAAGAGAGGUCUCAUUUUAUAUGAAUUAUAUUGCACAAACGUUGAAAAAAUGAAACGACUUCGACAGAAGCAAAAUAUUAAAAAUGAAGAUGGACGUUUUUCUAUACAGAACGACGGGAACGAGCAUCUGUUAGAAAAAGCAAUGGCUAUAUUGCAGAAUGACGUUGUUGCGGUUGUUACUUUCGAAUAUGACAAAAAAUUCUUUUUUUAAAUAAUAUCAAUUGUCGCCUGAAAAAUAAUAUAAAG
Molecule: messenger RNA, 1616 nt
Organism: Colletes gigas
Lineage: Eukaryota; Metazoa; Arthropoda; Insecta; Hymenoptera; Colletidae
Product: SET domain-containing protein SmydA-8-like
Exons: 7
Coding region: 94-1581 (495 amino acids)
Molecular function (GO): protein binding
Source: RefSeq, a predicted model, not a curated record